CGUCCCUGUCCGACUUCUCUGUCCCUCCCCCUCCUCCUCCAUCCCCACUGUCCCGCCAUGGCCUCCAAGCUCGUCACCUACGCUGAGCUCAAGGAGCACAGCACCAAGGAGAGCCUGUACAUUCUGUUGCACGAGAAGGUGUACGAUGUCACGAAAUUCAUUGACGAGCACCCCGGAGGAGACGAGGUGAUCAUUGCGGAGGCCGGUCGUGAUUCCACCGAGGCCUUCGAGGAUGUUGGUCACUCCGACGAGGCUCGUGCCCUCCUCAAGGACUUGUUGGUCGGUGACUUCGAAAAGACGGACGAGCUUAAGACGAAGGGGCCUUCAGCGUCGUCCUCCUCCCACGGUGGUGCCGUUAACUCGGCUGUGGAACAGGGUUCGAACGCGAUGUACUUCGUCCCCCUCGCGGUGCUGGGUGCCUACUUCGCGUGGCGCUACUACUCCAGCGGCUCGAUAUGAGUUCUGGACUGCCUCUCUGGUUCGCCUCAUCUUAUCCUGCUUUACACAUUCUUUCGGUGUUCCUAUGUUGUGACUAGAUAUAUCCCUUAAUAUGCUUCUGUGCUAUCAUUUCUUAAGUGUGCCAUGCCCACCACCGGAGUGGAGAGCUCGAAAAUCAGGCAGCCCUCGUACGAUUGGACUUCGCGUACGUACGCCACUGUCGGCUAGGAUAUCGUACGACGCGUGGAAGGCUUCGCCUGUCGCUGUGAUAUACGUGUUCGGUCUCG
Messenger RNA from Trametes versicolor FP-101664 SS1, 725 nucleotides. Its product is annotated as cytochrome b5. Gene Ontology annotation, cellular component: intracellular membrane-bounded organelle; endoplasmic reticulum membrane. Lineage: Eukaryota; Fungi; Basidiomycota; Agaricomycetes; Polyporales; Polyporaceae. Gene Ontology annotation, molecular function: heme binding. The record is from RefSeq and is a predicted model, not a curated record. The transcript has 6 exons. Bases 58 to 459 code for a protein of 133 amino acids.